Messenger RNA from Prorocentrum cordatum, 5406 nucleotides. Lineage: Eukaryota; Dinophyceae; Prorocentrales; Prorocentraceae. The record is from the annotation of a GenBank genome assembly.
GCAGACAAGUUGACGAGCUACAAGUUUGAGGUCUCCAUGUUCACCAAGAGCAUCAAGACUGCGGAGCGCUACGUGUGCGGCCCGCAGCUGGUGCGCGCCCUCGGGGCGCGAGUCCGGACGACGGUGGAGAGCUGCCCGGACAUCGACACGGUCGACGAGAUCGACAAGGAUGGAGUUUUGAUUGGUUGGAACAAAGUGUUUCAGUACGUAUUGGAGAAGCUGGACUUCACCAGCCUGAAUGAUACGGGCCUCCUCGCGGAGGAGUUCUUCCUGAAGGUCAGCCGGAACUCGGGCGAGACCUUCCAGGACUGGGCCGCCAGAUUCGAGAAGAAGGAGCGGGAGCUGUUGGUGCAGCUCCAAGUCAUUGAUUCCAGCGUGACGGAAGUGAUUGCGAAGCCUCUUCGGACUUGGUGGUUCCUUCGGAAGUCCAAGCUACCCCCUGUUCAACGUGGAGAGAUCACCGCCACUGCGGGUGGCGACCUCAACUUUGGCAAGACAUACAAGGCGCUGCUCACGCGCUUCCCGGCGGAGGCACUGGCGGAGCUCGACGGCAAGCAGCACCGUAAGGCCUUCUAUGAGGACACGCACGUCGACGACGUUGAGGACGAGACUGGUGGUGAAGAUAUUGAUUUCACAGAGGUUGUCGAGCAGCUGAUCACCCUCGCUGAAGAAGAUGAAGAAGAGGAGCCAGCUGACGACAACCCAGCGGACAACGAGGUGUUCGCAGAGUUCAAGCAGGUGGGCAGGAGCUUCAAGGACGCCCGCGACCUGAUCCGACGCCUUCGAGUGUCCCGCGACUACUACCCGGUCGUGUCGCUCAAGGACCCCGAUCGCGUGCCCCCGCCUCCGAACCCAGGACGAGGCUUCCAGCGUGGCCGUGGCAAGAACGGUCGAGGCCGCGCUCGCUUCGACACGGGCAAGGGACGUGACAUGUCCAAGAUGAAGUGCAUCGCGCGCGGCGAAUAUGGUCAUCGAGCGGCGGACUGCAGCGAGAGGUUCAAGAAAGAUAAUACGAGGGAUGGAGCUCGUGGGACUACUCACAACGGCUUCGUCCUGUCCGCCAUCGACGAGUACCUCUACCUCCUGGAGCGCGACGGCAUCUGUGCGAUCCUCGACAUCGGGGCCACGAAGAGCCUCGGCGGCCUCGAGAGCGUCGAGAACCUCAUGUACGAGAUGCUGGACCAGCACGGCCAGGAGUUCGAGACGACACAUGACGAGUGCUCAUUCACCUUCGGCGACGGCCUCCAGAAGAGCUCGAUGGGCACGGUGAAGGGGAACGCGUUCCUCGGCGGCGACCUGACCGAGGUCAAGCUGUCUGUGAUGCCGAACCGCGUGCCGAUCCUCCUGGGCAUGGACAUUCUGACUGACUCGCUGAAGGUGGUGGUCGACUGCGGCCGGAACUGGAUCGGCCUUCCGACCAUGGGCAACAAGGUGUUCUUCUGCGAGCGCCUCUCGAGCAACCAUCUGGCCGUCAACCUGACGACGCCGCAGUGGUGGAAGGAGGUGCCGCUUUCCCUGCCGAGUGCCGGGUGCCUGACGUCCGAAGCGACGGCGCCUGAUGUUCUGGUCGAGGAGCUGCCCGAAGAGGCCGCUCCGUGCAUCCGAAACACCUACCAGAGCGACGGAAACCUCGGCGGCGCGGACACCUACCAGAGCGACGGAAACUGCGACACGGAGCGGAUCGACUCGAGCGACAGAAACCUCGAUUUCGUUCGGACGGACGGUCAGGGGAUCGACAACUUCGGCUCCAGCGACCCCGACGCCAGCAUCAGCAGCAACACCAGCUACUCCGGCAAGAGCCACACGUGUACGAAGGCGACGGAGGUGACCAUCCGGGAGCAGGCAGUGGCUCUACGCUGGCGGCGUCUGUCCAACAAGCUGAACUCCCCGGAGGUGCAGGGGGGCUGGAAGUUCACUCCGGAGAUGCUCGACGACUCGGAACUGCCGGAGAUGGACUCGAAGAGCCACGACAAGGUCCUGGACGAGAUCUACCAGACCAUCGCCGAGGACCUGACGGAGCUCGGCAGGCCCUACCGCAUCGACCUGAUGGAGGUGUGCUGUCCGGAGGACUCGAGCCUCAGCAAGGCCGUGCAGGACCAGGGAGGCAAAGUGUUCAGGUGCGGCCUCUUCAAUGGGAUCGACAUGGGAACGGCAACCGGGCUUCGACGCGCGCUUCACCUUCUCCGACGACUCCGACCGCGCCGCUUGGUUCUCAGCCCGCCAUGUACAGCAGACUGCCCGAUCCAGAAUCUCAACCAGAAGACAGUUCAGCAGAAGGCCACGUAUCUGGCGAAGGUGCGCAAGGCCCGACGGAUCCAGCGGAACUGCAAGAGCCUCUGGGAAGACUCGAAGAAGAUUCACGACUGCCACACCGAGCUCGAACAGCCAGCUUCCAGCCGAAGCUGGACCAGGGGCGACAACCACACACACCGCUCCAUCGAGGACGGACAGGUGGUGGCCCAGACGGCCUUUUACCCACCAGCACUGUGCAAGGCCUGGGCAAAGCAUAUCCUGAAGACGAACACCAGCGCGAGGUACGGCAAGGAGAUCUUCACCAACUUGGAACAGAUCCCAGAGGACGCUGAAGAGGAGAUGGAGGAGGCCCUCGACGAGGACCUCUUGCAGGAUAACCCCGAGGCCAUGGACGACGAGUCGGUCAUGAAGGGCCUGGGCAUCUCCGAGACACCGACCAAGAAGGAGGAGCUGGAGAUAGAGCAACGGCUGACGCGGCUCCACCGCAACCUCGGCCACCCGAGCAACAAGACGCUGUACAAGAUCCUCAAGGCAUCGGGAGCACCUCUCCAGGUCCUACGAGCAGCUCUUCGCCUCCAGUGUCACGCCUGCCACGCGGGACAACUACCAAAAGCCGUAAGGGUCGCCUCGGGCAUCGAGUUGCCAGGCGUCCUAGAGGUGCUGGCCUCCGACGGGCUCGAGUGGCUCUCGCCGAAGCAGGACUCCUUCCUGAUGACGUUGAACAUCGACGAGGGAUCCGGGCUCACCAGCGUCACCUAUCAUGGACAGAAGGGAGAGCGCAAUGGCAACAGAUCGACUCAGGCCCACUGGCUGAUGGGCAAGGUCGAGAGGCGCAUCCAGCUCUUCAAGCGACUGAUGACGAAGCUGGCAACGCUGGACCCCGACUGCCCGGUCGAGGAGUUGGUGUCCUGGGCCGUGAGCGCGAUCAACAGCAUGGACAAGGUCGGCAACCACUCCCCGUUCGAGCACGUGAUGGGCGUCUCUGGGAUGCCGGCCUCGAGCAACCCGUUCGCCAUCAUUGACGGGGACACCGGGGAGACUCAGGAGCAGAGGCGCCUCCUCGCGCGCAAAAGCUUCCUGGAAGUAGAGUAUGCUGAGCGUCGUCGACACGCCGAACAGGCCCGCAACCGGGUCUAUCAGACCUGGAAUCCGGGGGACCUCGUCUACUUCUGGCGCAAAGGGAAAGGCCUUGACCCUCGCCCUGGGAAGAAGGGCGGAUGGUACGGCCCUGCUCGUGUCCUUGCUCAGGAAAAACGACACGUGGACGGGCGCACCCGUCCUACCUCGGUCAUCUGGAUCUCCCACGGGAGCGUGCUCAUCAGGUGCGCCCCGGAGCAGCUGCGCGUCGCCUCGGAGGCAGAGAAGAUGAUCGUUGAAUUGCAGCGGCAGAGCAACCUUGGCAAGACCAUGACGGAGAUCUUGGAGACAGCCAAGGGCGGUACCUAUGAAGACCUUCUCGGACAAAAUCCUCCAGACCUCCGAGAAUACGAGCCUCCACCGCAGCCGACGAUGGAGAUUCCCGCGACCGAGGGCCAGACUCUCGAGAACAACAGCGAGGCGGGACUCCCCUCAGGCGAGUCGAGACCUCGAUGGCGCAUGUCACACCGCGGACCAGAGCUCGAUCUGCACGCACCGCCGGAGAAGCGACAGAAAGGCGCCGACGAGGAGAUGGCCGACGCGCUGCUCGACAGCAACCACCUGGUCGACCUCUUCAAGGACAAGCUGGACAUCACCCUCGGCAUCGACGAACAGCAGACCGUCUACUUCGAGUACUUGCAGGACGAGAAUACCACUCCAGACGGACGCCGAGGUUUGAUGAGCCACAUCCUGGACAGCUUCGUCGUCAACCAGCGCCGGAAGGACAAGGUGGAGCUGACCUGGUCCAAGAUGAACGCCACCGAGCGUGAGGAGUUCGAGGCGGCCAUCGCCAAGGAGACGAACAACUGGGUCCAGCAUCAGGGACUUCGCGCUGUCCCGAUAUCUCGGGUCAAGGACGCGGCGGACGUCAUCCGGGCAAGGUGGCUCUUCACCCGCAAGUCCGAUGGGAAGGCGAAGGCCCGGCUCGUCCUCCUCGGCUACCAGACGAAGGACCUAGGACAGGAGCCGACAGCCAGCCCCACCGCGUCUCGGCGCGCCCGUCACGUGAUGCUAACAGUGGCCGCCGCGAACCGCUGGAAGCUCAUCAAGGGCGACGUCACCUCCGCCUUUCUGCAGGCCCACGACCUCGACAAGGACCUCUUCAUCGAGCCAGACGCCGUCCUCAGAAAGGCCUUCCACGUGCAGGAAGGGGAAAUCCUCCAGGUCGUGAAACCUGGAUAUGGGAUCGGCGAGGCGCCCCGGCACUGGUGGGAGACGGUCAAGCACGACUUUGCGAAACUUCGACUCCAAGCCUGCGAGUUGGAGCCCUGCCUCUGGAAAGCACGAUGUUCCAGGACGGGCAUGCUCAUCGGUAUGAUCAUGGCCCACGUCGACGACUUCAUCAUGGCAGGAGAUACCUCCCACCCUGAGUGGCAGGACAUGGUCAAGCAGAUCCGAGGGCUCUACAAGUGGGGCACCUGGGAGGACAUGAAUGACGGGCUCACCUCUCUCGAACAGUGCGGCGUCACCCUCGAGGAGAGCGAGCAGGGCUUUUUCCUCCACCAGAAGUCGUACAUCGACAAGAUCAAGGAGGUCAAGGCGGCCAGCGGCAGUAAGCAUCGGACCACCGACAGCCUCAAGGACUCUGACAAGACGGUGCUCAGGGCGUUCUGCGGCGAGAUCUACUGGCUUGGCGUGAAUACCAUGCCAUUUCUUUUAUCGUGGGUAGCCGACCUCCAGAUGAAGAUACCAGCAGGUACCCACAACCUCUUCACGGCCGCUAACAACAUCGUCAAGCUCGUCAAGCAGAGCCGCCACAUGGGGAUCAGGAUCUACCGGCACGCCCUGGACGACCUCGCCAUCUUCACCUGGUGCGACGCAGCCUGGGCCAGCCGCCCGGAUGGACACUCCCAGGGUGGUCAUAUCACCGCUAUCUCCUCCAAGGCGGCCAUGGACGGGAAGCUCUCCGAGUUUACGGUCCUCGACUGGGGCUCCAAGAAGCUGCGCCGCGUGGCUCGGUCAAGCCUGGCGGCGGAGGUGCAGGAAGCCGGCGACGCCGAAGGCGAACAGAGCAUG